GCGGGUCGGUAUCGCCGCUCGUCCUUUCGCGUGUGUUGUGGUGAAUUGUGUUGUGGGAGCUACGCUGAGCCACCGCUCGCGUUUCUCAGAUUCGGGCUAAGCCCGGCCGCAUCGCGGCUAGUGACGUUUCUGUAUUUUUCGUUUGUAUCGGCAGUGGAAUUAGUGAAUCGGUGAAGUGUUUAGUGACUGUGCACUAUGGCGACGUUCACAGGAUUCGCGGUCCUCGUCGCGCUGUUCGCAAGCGGAGCAGUGCGAUGUGAGGACGAGACGAUUGGACCGAUAUUCAUGAAAGAACCCCCAAACCGAGUGGAUUUCAGUAACACGACCGGAGCUGUAGUUGAAUGCGCUGCCCGAGGAUCCCCCGCCCCCGAUGUAAUUUGGGUACGAGCUGAUGGAACCGCUGUUGGAGAUGUCCCUGGAUUACGACAGGUCUUACCUAAUGGAAAUCUGGUAUUCCCUCCCUUCCGGGCAGAAGAUUACCGGCAAGAGGUCCAUGCCCAGGUUUACGCCUGUCUCGCAAGGAAUCCAGUCGGAACCAUUCACUCUAAGGAUGUUAACGUACGAGCUGUUGUUUCGCAAGUAUAUGCUGUAAAUCUUAUGGAGGAAUAUGUCCUUAGAGGAAAUGCGGCUAUUUUGAAAUGUCAUAUACCCAGUUUUGUAUCGGAGUACGUCUCAGUUGUAUCUUGGAUUGUGAGUGAAAGCGAAGAAGAAGUAGAAAUAAACCUUGAUUCGGAUCUUAAUAUAGAUGAUGGAAAGUAUUUAGUUCUGCCAUCGGGUGAGUUACAUAUUCGAGAUGUAGGACCCGAGGAUGGUUAUAAAUCUUACCAAUGCAGAACUAAACAUAGACUUACUGGAGAGACUCGUUUAUCAGCUACCAAAGGACGUUUAGUUAUUACCGAGCCGAUGGGCCGAGUGCCUCCCAAGUUCCCUAGCGCGCAGACUACGAGCGGUUUCCAGUUUAAAGAGUUCACCAGUCUCGCCGUAUUAUGCCCCGCUCAGGCCUUCCCAGCACCCGCGUUCCGAUGGUACAAAUUCAUAGAUGGCUCUGCAAGGAAACAGCCAGUCGCACUGAAUGACAGAGUAAAACAGGUUUCGGGAACACUUAUUAUUAAAGAGGCUAAAGUUGAAGACUCCGGAAAAUAUCUGUGUGUUGUCAACAACUCCGUUGGUGGUGAAUCCGUAGAAACCGUUCUAACCGUAACAGCUCCUUUGAAAUCCGCUGUAGAGCCUGCAACGCAAACCGUUGAUUUCGGACGUCCAGCUGUAUUCACUUGCAGAUAUGAAGGAAACCCUGUCAAAACUAUUACUUGGCUCAAGGACGGAAAGGACAUGAACCAUCAUGACCCUAUUUUAAGGAUUGAAUCAGUCAAGAAGGAAGACAAGGGCAUGUACCAAUGCUUCAUCAGGAACGAUCAGGAAAGUGCUGGAGCAAGCGCGGAACUUAAACUUGGAGGCCGGUUUGAACCACCACAGAUCCGUCACAGUUUCGGCGAACAAACCCUCAGAUCUGGUCCUUCCCUACGUCUCAAAUGCGUCGCAUCAGGCAACCCCACUCCCGAUAUCGCGUGGCAACUUGAUGGUGAAAAACUCAACAGUGGCGAGCGCCUCCAGAUCGGACAGUUCGUGACCGCAGACGGAAACGUUGAAUCACAUCUUAACAUCUCAUCUGUGCAUCCCAAUGAUGGUGGCUUAUACUCUUGCAUCGCAUCCAGCAAGGUCGGCAGCGCGUCCCACGCGGCCCGCGUGAAUGUUUAUGGCAUGCCCUACGUGCGCACGAUGAAGAAACGCCCCGUCGUCGCUGGAGACACCCUCAUCGCACACUGCCCCGUCGCCGGCUACCCCAUCGACUCCAUCGUCUGGGAAAGGGAUGGCCGUGUUCUACCAAUCAACCGUAAACAAAAAGUGUUCCCCAACGGUACCCUUGUCAUCGAAAACGUCGAGCGAAUGAGUGACCAAGCGACUUACACCUGUGUAGCCAAGAACUCUCAAGGAUACAGCGCUCGAGGAACCCUCGAAUUACAAGUCAUGGUUCCACCUCUGGUAGUGCCGUUCAGUUUCGGGGAGGUGCCUUCCAAUCCUGGAGAUGCUGCGGUAGUGAACUGCGUUGCGACCAAAGGAGAUCUGCCACUUGAAAUUUCUUGGACAUUCAGCAGCGAAACUAUAGACUCAAGUUUACAUCGAGAUAUAAUGACUACCCCGCUGGGCCCCCGAGCCUCUGUUCUCACGAUCAACUCCGUCAGUGCAAACCAUCAGGGAAACUACACGUGUAUUGUACAAAAUGCGGCCGGUCGCGCCGAAUAUGCAGCAACGCUAGUCGUAAAUGUGCCCCCACGUUGGAUCUUAGAACCCACUGACAAAGCUUUUGCUCAAGGUUCAGAUGCUAAGGUUGAAUGUAAAGCCGACGGCUUCCCCAAGCCCCAAGUCACGUGGAAGAGGGCUGAAGGAGAUACGCCUGGCGAUUACAAAGACCUUAAACCCAAUAACCCAAAUGUAAAAGUUGAAGACGGAACUCUCAUGAUUGCCAAUAUCCAAAAAACAAAUGAAGGAUACUACUUGUGUGAGGCUGUUAAUGGAAUUGGAUCAGGAUUAUCUGCAGUCAUUUUGAUCAGCGUUCAAGCACCACCCCAAUUUGAAAUUAAGAUGAGGAACCAAACUGCACGCCGCAGUGAACCAGCUGUGUUACAGUGCCAAGCUAAGGGUGAAAAGCCAAUCGGUAUUAUCUGGAACAUGAACAACAAACGUCUCGAACCCAAAUCCGACCCACGCUACACGAUCCGCGAAGAGAUUCUGCCCGGUGGUGUUGUAUCUGAUCUCAGCAUACGGAGGACCGAACGAUCUGACAGCGCUCUUUUCACCUGUGUCGCCACAAAUGCAUUUGGAUCGGAUGAUACUAGCAUCAACAUGAUCAUUCAAGAGGUACCUGAAGCACCAUAUGGCCUGAAAGUAUUGGACAAAUCUGGAAGGACUGUACAACUUUCAUGGGCAGCACCUUAUGAUGGAAACUCACCAAUCAAGAAGUUCCUUAUUGAGUACAAACGCGCUAAAGGCAAUUGGGAAAAGGAUAUCGACAGAGUUUUGGUACCCGGAGACGCGACUGAAGCAGGAGUGUUCAGUUUACGACCAGCGACCGCUUAUCACAUCAGAAUCGUCGCAGAGAACGAACUUGGAACUUCUGAACCAUCUGAGACCGUGACUAUUAUCACUGCCGAAGAAGCACCCACUGGUAUGCCGCAAGACGUCAAGGUCGAUGCCGUUGACAAGCACACGCUCCGUGUCACCUGGAAACCCCCUCAACCUCAGGAUUGGAAUGGUGAACUCCAAGGAUACUACGUCGGCUACAAACUAGCUUCAAGCAACAAGUCAUUCGUUUUUGAAACCGUUGACAUCUCCAAGGAAUCUGGAAAAGAACACCAUUUGGACAUUUUUAAUCUGAAGACUUACACCCAAUACGCUAUCGUAGUUCAGGCAUUCAACAAAAUGGGUUCCGGUCCAGUUUCCAACGAAGUACGAGCCUACACAGCCGAAGGAGCACCCUCAGCCCCACCUCAGGAUGUCCUUUGCACAACUCUCACCGCCCAAACCAUCCGCGUUUCCUGGGUAUCCCCACCCCUUGCAGCUGCCAAUGGACUGAUCAAGGCAUACAAAGUUAUCUAUGGACCAAGUGAAACCUGGUAUGACGAGAAAACGAAGGACACCAAGAUCACUGCAAGCAGCGAAACCAUCCUCCAUGGCCUGAAGAAAUUCACCAACUACUCUAUGGAAGUUCUAGCGACCACCAACGGAGGAGAUGGUGUCCGAUCUGCCCCGAUCCAUUGCCAGACCGAACAAGACGUUCCCGAAGCACCCCGUGCCGUGAAAGCCCUAGUUAUGGGAGCUGAUUCGAUUCUGGUGUCGUGGAGACCUCCCGCGCAGCCCAACGGUGUUGUUACCCAUUACAAUGUUUACACGCAAGCACAGAACGCCGAACCUCAUCCCAACAAGGUACCCGCAUCACAAACAAGCUACUCAGCGACUGAACUGAAGGCCGGCCGCUACGACUUCUGGGUGACUGCUUCGACUAUCAUCGGUGAAGGACAACCCUCAGCCACCGCCUCUUGCAGCGCUAGUGACAAAGUUCCCGCCAAGAUUGCCUCAUUUGACGAAUCAUUCACCGCUACCUACAAGGAAGAUGUCAAACUGCCUUGCCUCGCUGUUGGUGUUCCUCCGCCUAACAUUCUCUGGAAGGUAAAAGGUCAUCCUCUCGAAGCAUCAGAACGCGUACGUCAACUCCCCGAAGGUUCUCUCCAAAUUGCUGGUGUUGCUCGUGAAGACGCCGGCGAAUACUCUUGCCACGUGGACAACCAAUUCGGCACCGAUACCGUUACACACACGCUCUCCGUACUUGCGCCUCCUUUCCCCCCUCAACUGAGCAUCGCAUCGUCCUCUGUGUCGUCAUUAACGCUGCGUCUAAAGCCUUCCCUGGAAGCCGAGCAGUCGCCUGCCGCCGGGUACACCAUCCACUACAAACAAGAAUUCGGAGACUGGGAAACUGUGCAGAUACCAAGCAAUACUGACACUUACACAUUGGAAAAUUUGUUCUGCGGAUCCAGAUAUCAGCUCUAUGUUACUGCUUAUAAUAGCAUCGGUACCGGCGAAGCUUCUGACGUUGUGAUCGCAAGAACCCGCGGCUCCAAACCCCCCGUACCCCGUGCCGCUGACUUCAUCGAAGUGGGCUCAUCCUCCGUGACUCUACACUUAAAACAAUGGCUCGACGGUGGAUGUCCUAUGAGCCAUUUCGUCGUUGAAAACAAAAAGAAGGGCGCCGCCGAAUGGAAUCAGAUCUCGAACGCUGUGAAGCCCGGUGGUAACUUUGUCGUACUCGACCUGGAACCCGCCACAUGGUAUGUCCUUAGAAUCACCGCACACAAUAACGCUGGAUUUAACGUCGCUGAAUACGAAUUCGCUACUCUCACUAUGACUGGAGGAACGAUUGCUCCAUUGCCCGGAAACGCUGCUGACAAGGAACUCCCUCCGUGGGUUAAGGCCUGGCUCGAACCUGAAGUUUUAGUACCAAUCCUGGCGACCGUAGUGGUGUUUAUCGUCGGAAUGGUUGUGAUCUGUUUGACCUUGGCGCGCAGAAACACGCCGCAUCGCCUGCGAGGUCAGAAGGACCUGUACUAUGACGCAGUAUACAACGCAUCAGGCGCCGCUCUCGGUGCUGGAGGAACUUUGGACAAACGCGGCGGCCUUCGCGACGAACUCGGCUACAUUGCACCCCCUAACCGUAAACUGCCCCCUGUACCUGGCUCCAACUACAAUACCUGCGACCGAGUUAAGCGACAGGCUGUUAUCAUGGGCGGGCACUCAACGUGGGACCCGAGGAGGCAUCACUAUGAGCGCGUGCGAAGACCUCGCAUGCGACGUACCGGUUCCGGCGACACCAUCUCAACAGGCAUGGAAGACGAGAUCUGCCCCUACGCAACGUUCCACCUGCUAGGCUUCCGUGAAGAGAUGGACCCCAGCAAGGCUAUCGCGUUCCCACACCACCACCCGUCUCAUGCCGGCACUCUCGCACACCCACACCAACACCCACACCAUCCCGCUCACUCUCGCGCCGGAUCUCAGAGCAUGCCUCGUGCCAACAGCCGUUAUGCCCGUAAGAACUCCCAGGGUGGACAAAGCGCCAUUUACUCGACUGCUCCCGAAUACGACGACCCUGCCACUUGCGCUGAAGAGGAUCAAUACCGUGCCCGUUAUUCCCGACCAAUGUACGCUUGCGGCCCCGAGUAUGACGAGCCCGCAUGCUGCGCUCCCGAAGACGAACAGUAUACCGGUGCCUACGGUACUCCUUACUCCGACCACUACGGCUCCCGGCCCAGCAUUGGAACCCGCAAAUGCGGCAGCUCCCCCGAGCCUCCCCCACCCCCACCCCGCAACGCUAACAACAACGAUAACAACUGCUCCUCCUCCUUCAACGAGAGCAAGGACUCCAACGAAAUCUCCGAAGCCGAAUGCGACCAGCCGCGUAACUACCCCGAGGACGUAAGAGCCCACACUGCCAAGGACGGCUUGCACAGCGACGAAAUGAGAAAACUCAUUGACAGGAAACAACCAGAAGCAAACACCCCAAUCCCCCAGCAAGCAGUCCACGGGCGGGGGGGACUCACAGCCUACGAUACUGUGGCAGUGUAACUUGUAAACUGCUCCACAGCGCACCGGACACCCUUUUUCUAGUUUAAAUGCUCACGGCCUUGCCGAUGCAAUCGCCCGCUUUUCGAUACUUUUAAUACAUUUUAUUGCAUAAUUCCAGUAAAUACGCUACGCCCUCGCGAUUUCGUUGCAUCGAUUGCAGAUCGGUGAGGCUGCGGGCGAUCAUGCCAAAUUCAUUUUAACUAUUAGACAUUUUACCGGUGUGUCGCCAUCCCGAUUUCAUUUCGUUUCGACUGAGUUGGCUAGAUUUCAUUUGUUCAACGUUAGACGCGCACGUGAGUGCCAUAAGUCAUUUUAUUUGACCUUUGACUCCCUGUGGAGGUUGGGAGGUUGGGUAUGUCGCCCGGAAUUUGUUAACCCUCCCUGUAGACGCGUCACGUCACUUUUGAUAGUGUUACCAUUUGAAACAGAAAAUUAUGGUUGUGGUAGUUAAUUCAAAUUGAUAUAUUUCCUUUAGAAAGGUGACGUGUUACCAAUGAAAUUAUCUAACAAGAAACGAAUGGCAACAUACCCAAUCUUUAAUGAUUUCAGACGUCUACAGCAGAGUUUUAAAUUUAUAUUUUGAUCUUAUUUGUUUAGCUUAAUUUAAUACAACGGACGUAAAAGUAGUGCUGGUUUUGGAAGUGUAUCAUGUAUUUAAAUUAAGCUCAACAUGUAAUAAUGUGAUAUUUUGACUUUUUUUACCCAUUUAUUUUAUUUGAAUUGUACUAACAAUUAACGUUAUUUAUAUUGUGUAUUUUUAAGAUUUCACUUUUAAGAAACCAUGCGACCGUAGGGUCGGUUCAAUGCUUCCUUUUUAAUGUUACAGUUUUCGUGAUGCUUUUUACCAUUUAUGUUAUUGCCAUGUCAUUUUUAUAUCGUGUAAUGAAUUUUGAUGUUUUCAUUGUGUUUACAUAAACUUCUUUAGAUAAGACUAAAUGUAAGGGCAUCUUAUUAGUAAUUAAUCAACUCUUUAAAAACAAAAUACUAUGUAAUCAGUAGCUAGUAACGUAAGAACAUGCAUUAUUAAAUUUUCAGUAACUACUUAUGUAUAACACCAAGUAACUCUACCUACGUAAUAAAGACCUUAAUCUCAUGACUACCCUGUUAAUAUACUCGAGCUAAAUUAACUUCUUGUAUACCUACUGCCAAUAAUUUAUAUUAUUGAAAUUUUGAAAGCAAUUUGUAUGACUUAUUGAUACCCUAAUGAGGUGCAUUUUUAUUAAUCAAUAAAUAAUCAUCAUUUAUAAAUAUAUCUCUAUAUUAUGCAAAUGUUUUAGAUGUAAGACACGCGCGUGUCGUUUUCUAGAUGUCUUCUUAUAUGUUGUGACAUCGUGUAAGCUUUGCGACGUAGGCUUGUAGAUAGGUUAUCGCGACUUCCUAGAAACCGAUCUCUUCUAUAAACCUUCCAGUUAGAAAUUUUGGAUUAAUAAUAAUUUAUAGUAAAAAAAAAAUCUAAUAUGAAAAUUUAAAGAUAAGAAUAUUCCAAAUUAUAAUGUAAACUAUUCGAUGGAAUAAAUCUACAUUUAAGCGUUCGACAGCAAAAUAUCGCCGGCUAGACGGGAUUGAUUUUCUCUAACAUUUUUUGAUGUUUUUGCUUACGAGUGCUCUGUUUGCGCUUAGUUAAAAGGUGUUUUUUUUGUAUAAAAAUAAAACGAUAUUGCUAGUUGCAAAUAACUGUUUGUACCAAAGUGUUUGAAUUGUGUUGAAUAAAGUACUCAUAUUUCAACUACGAA
Molecule: messenger RNA, 7904 nt
Organism: Pararge aegeria (speckled wood butterfly)
Lineage: Eukaryota; Metazoa; Arthropoda; Insecta; Lepidoptera; Nymphalidae
Gene: Dscam1
Product: Down syndrome cell adhesion molecule-like protein Dscam2
Exons: 43
Coding region: 196-6171 (1991 amino acids)
Biological process (GO): homophilic cell-cell adhesion; axon guidance; dendrite self-avoidance
Cellular component (GO): plasma membrane; axon
Molecular function (GO): cell-cell adhesion mediator activity
Source: RefSeq, a predicted model, not a curated record